CACUGACGGAUGCUUACCCUGUGGCAGUUUUUGCAGAACGAUUUUAGGUGCAUCCAACAUCCACGCAGCAUACAACUGUUCAGGUGCUUCGCACGAUGGCCACAAAACGCCCUGCCCCCGACUCUGCGCCUACAUCUCGUCCAUCAUACAAGCGCCAUCGCACGAACAACUCACAAAGCCAUAAACCGUUGCCCGCCAACCUGGGCAGUAAAUCGUUCAAGAAAGCCCACACCGUGAACGACCUUAAAUCCAAUAUUCGCUCACUGCGUCGCCUGCUGACAGGUCCCAAAUCUGCCGCAUUGCCUGCUACUGUUCGCGCAGAGAAGGAGCGAGCCUUACGUACUGCCGAGCAAGACCUGGCCCGCGAGCAGUAUGCGAAGAAGCGAAACGACAUCAUUGCAAGAUGGCACAAGAUCAGGUUCUUCGACCGGCAGAAAGCAGAGCGACGUCUGAAAAAGGCGCGCAAGGCAUUGCGUGACGAUGAAGACAACGAAGAACUGCGAGAAAAAGUCAAAGAGAGGGAGAAUGAGGUGAAUUACGCUAUGUACUACCCACUGGAUCAGGAUUAUGUGCCGCUUUUUCCCACGAGGCGGAAGAAGGACGAGGAGCAGGACGCGACUGCUGAGCAGCCUGGUGGAGAAAUUGAACGUCAAGGCGACGGAGAGAUGUGGGAGGUGGUGAAGAGAUGCGCGGAGGCUGGAACGCUGAAAGACCUGCGUGAGGGGCGGCUGAAAAACGGCGAGGCGGAAGACCCAGGAGAGGACAAGACGAGCAAAUCCGAGCUGAGCCACACUUCACACGGGCCAAGCAAACAGAAAGGUCAACAGACCGCCGAAGACAUGGACGACGGAGAGGCACCCGAGGACGACAGUGACAACGAAAGCGGUGGAGACUUCUUCGAGUGAAAUUUGCAAGUAACGGCUCCGAACACAUUGAAGUGGAUAAAAGGUUGCACUGGUCACAAGACAAGAUCUGCUCAGGGGCACUUUCUCCAGGUCUACUUCCAACUAGUCGUGCUGCCAAUGUCUGCGUUCACCCAACCCUCGAUACGCGACGCUACGUCUCCCACCAGGCGCUCGUAUCUUUCGUCCACAAAGAACAAACCGCAAUGCGCUCCAACCUCGUCUACAUUCUGCAUGAAUACUCGAACCCAACAAGGAUCUCGCUCGCCGUUAGAGUCCUUGGGCGGCAGCGUGCAAAACAUCCGGUCCUUCUUUGGC
Cercospora beticola is the source of this 1220-nucleotide messenger RNA. It is a transcript of the gene EFG1, whose product is annotated as Efg1p. Gene Ontology annotation, cellular component: preribosome, small subunit precursor; nucleolus. NCBI's taxonomy places the organism in Eukaryota, Fungi, Ascomycota, Dothideomycetes, Mycosphaerellales, Mycosphaerellaceae. The record is from RefSeq and is a predicted model, not a curated record. Gene Ontology annotation, biological process: maturation of SSU-rRNA from tricistronic rRNA transcript (SSU-rRNA, 5.8S rRNA, LSU-rRNA).